UAGAGUAGGAGACUAUCUCUGUGGCGGUCGUGCGUUUAAAAGUCAACCCUGGCGCGCACGAAUACAUUUAUCCCUCAUGUUUACAGUUUUGCUCGUUUUUGGCAGCUAAUUACGUCCUUUUGAACGUUUUCGAGUUAUUUUCAUGGCUAAUGUUUUUUAUUUUUAUUUUUAUUUUUUUUAAACAUUUUACAACUAAAUGUAAGUGUAAUCUUUCAAGGGGUAGACGUACGAUUUUUGCGUGGGCCGGUGAAGGUAAGUGAACGCAUCAUAAAGCCUGCUCGGAGUGAGGCUGAUUCAGAAGCAGGUACGUAAACGUUUCACUGCUUUUAUCCCCAAACGCAGUCAGCAGAAUCGCGAUUUUGUGCUCAUGCAAGCAUUUCGAGCGACUACCGAAACAUGAAAGUUUGCUGUCGUAGAAUUCCCGCUUGUUCGGCUCUCGUUUCAAAGUACCCGGAGCGGCACGUGACGCCCACAUGUCAUUCGGAAACGCAAGCAUUUAAAAGUGAAUGCAUUGUUUUUGCAAACGCACUCGUUCGUCACGGGCCGACGACAUCUUCCCACUUUCCUUUGGUAACCGCUGUGCCGUUCGGUGUCGUGUAUCUUUUUUCAAACAAUGACGGAAUCACGCCAAUCCACUCCUGUUAAAUCAUGGUUUUGCGUCAUAUUUGUCUAUAGUUCUAAUAAAUGGCUCACAUUGUGACGAUGGAUGCAUUUCAUGUCCAGCCUAGCAAUUGAAUUAUCGACGUCACGUCACUUAUUCGCAUUCUCUGACUUGAGUGGAAUCACGUUGGUCCUCACUUAAGCAAUAAAGUAUUCGGAGUAGUUUAGGGUUGCAGUGCUAUCACACUUCGACAUCCCUGACAGCUGAAAUAAAUAUCUUUUGAUAUGAACAUUUGACUGAGUACUCGAGAUUUAUGUAUGCAGAUAGAUGAUAACACUAAACUGGAUCGGAGUUCUUUUCCCGGUCUCAUUUGUUGAUGACAACGUUGGAGUUAUUGUUGUGUUUGUGUUGUUUGGUGUGACAGUGAGGAUGGCGGGCCUGUGGCGGUCCUACCAGGCCUUGAUGGCAAGACGCCCCUGGACGGUGCAGAUUGUGACCGCCGGCUCCCUGGUGGGCGUGGGCGACGUCAUCUCGCAGCAACUGAUGGAACGACGCGGACUCGCUCGCCACGACGUGCGCCGCACAGCCAAGAUGAUGAGCAUUGGAUUUGUCUUUGUGGGCCCGGUCGUCGGCAGCUGGUACAAAAUUCUGGACCGCCUGGUGGCUGGAGGAGGCAAGAGUGCGGCCAUGAAGAAGAUGAUGAUCGAUCAGUUGUGCUUCGCUCCGUGUUUCUUGGGUGCCUUCCUGGCUCUGUCGGGCGUUCUGAACGGGCUCAGCGUGCGGCAGAACGUCGCCAAGCUGCGCCGGGACUACACAGACGCGCUUAUCUCAAACUAUUAUCUAUGGCCACCGGUGCAGAUGGCCAACUUCUACUUCAUCCCACUGCACCACAGGUUGGCUGUGGUGCAGGUGGUGGCUGUGGCCUGGAACUCCUACUUGACCUGGAAGGCCAACACCUUGUGAUGCGCCGGCGCCGCCAUCUUGUUUUUUGUUGUUGUUGUUGUUGUUGCUCGAAUCAUACUGCGGCUCCUCGACAAUAGACUUCACCAGACUGACUCAUCGCUCAAUGACGGGAUGACACAUUUAACACAAUUAUGGAAAUCACACUCACAAACAUCCACUUCCUGGUUGGUGUGUCACUAAAGCGUUGAACAACAGUAUUACAAGUUUAGUUCUUUGUGUAAGCCCUUUUUAGAUCUUUCCUAAUUAAAAAAAAAAAAACUUUCUUUAAAAAUUGUUGCCAUUGUGAAUA
This is a messenger RNA of Phycodurus eques (leafy seadragon), 1853 nucleotides long. RefSeq names its product mitochondrial inner membrane protein MPV17 (gene mpv17). Gene Ontology annotation, cellular component: membrane; cytoplasm. NCBI's taxonomy places the organism in Eukaryota, Metazoa, Chordata, Actinopteri, Syngnathiformes, Syngnathidae. The record is from RefSeq and is a predicted model, not a curated record.